GCAAUCUUACAUAUCACUGUAACACGAAGAUGACGAGGAGCCAUCUCCCAGCCUUCUCCGAGGAUGCAUGCUGGCUCAUGUUAAGUAUGGUUUAUGUAAUGCAAAAGUAGGAGCACUUUAUAGUUUAUACGGCAAUAACUAUUUUCUUAACACAAAUGGAAGGAUGGGCAUUUUGCCUUGCCUCACCUUGGUGGCCCAGCCCAAAGCCAUGCUCCACGGGGAAGAGGAGAGGAUUGAGAAGCUUGCGCUACUUUUGAGGGAGUGUGGGAAUUCUGGGGACUUGAAGAAAGGGAGACAGAUCCACGCCCUGAUCAGCAGCACAAGCAGCAACAAGUUCCUCUCUAAUUUGCUUAUACAGAUGUAUGGAAGAUGCGGGAGCCUGGUCGAGGCACGGGCGGUGUUUGAUUCGAUUCCCCGGCCCAACCUUUUCUCGUGGAACAUCAUCUUUACAGCAUAUGCCCAAAACGGGCAUCUGCAAGAGGCCCAAGCCAUGUUUGAUCGAAUGCCAGAUCGCAACGUCGUUGCCUGGACGACAAUGAUCUGUGCGUUGUCACAAUUUGGGAGCCUUGCAUAUGCAGAGCGUCUGUUUAAUUGCAUGCCAGAAAAGAACCUAGUAACUUGGAACGCUAUGAUUAAUGCGUAUGCCCAACAUGGGCAUAUGUUCAAAGCGGAAAGGACUUUCUACUCCAUGCCUAUCAAGGACACGGUCUCUUAUAAUCUAAUGAUCCAAGGCUACGCGCAUGAAGGAAACCUCAACAAUGCGGCCAGGAUUUUCCAAACCAUGCCUCUUCCAGACGAAAUCUCAUGGAACACGAUGAUCACAGGUUUUGCGCAGAACGGGGAACUGGAUCUCGCCAGGGAGUUCUUUGAUAGAAUGCCGAAUCCAACCGUGGUUUCGUGGACUGCGCUUUUGGCGGCAUAUGCACAGAGCGGCCAUCCUGGCAUAGCAAAGCAAAUACUUGACCAGAUGCCGCUGAGAAACAUCGUGUCUUGGAACGCAAUGAUCCAGGGCUACGCUCAAAACGAUCGUUUAGAGGAUGCGAAGAAGAUGUUUGAUUCCAUGCCAGUACACAACAUUGUGACUUGGAACGCACUGAUCGCAGGAUACGCGGAGGAUGGUCAUCACAAUCAAGCCAGCAAGAUCUUCCAAACAAUGCCCAAGAGGGACAUUGUCACUUGGACCACACUUCUAUCAGCCUUUGCGCAAGCUUCUCAGGUGGAUGACGCGAAGAACUCUUUUGAUGCAAUGCCGGAGCACAACAUGGUUUCUUGGAACACAAUGCUCCAAGCUUAUGCCUUAAACGGGCAUAUCGAUCUAGCUGCCAACUUGUUUAGCUCUAUGCCCUUCCGGGACGUAGUUGCUUGUACGGGCAUGAUCCAAGCAUUUGCUCAAGCCGAGAACCUUGACGAUGCCAAACUAGCCUUUGAUCAAAUGGAGAGUCACAACGUCGUUUCAUUUAACGUACUUCUCCAAGCGUAUACCCAGCUUGGGCAUCUGUGUGAAGCAUUAGCAUUGUUUAAGACAAUGCCAGAGUGGAGUGUGGUGACUUGGAACACGGUAAUACAAGGUUACAUUCAAGAGGGAGACCUGGAGAGUGGAAGACAAUUGCUUGAUGCCCUGCCUGUAAAGGACGUGGUUUCGUGGACAGCCAUGGUUGCAGCAUACGCCCAAAGAGGGUACAUUGAGGAAGCUAGAGUGCUGUUCGAGAGGAUGCCUGUGUGGAGCGUUGUCACUUGCAAUGCAAUGAUCUCUGCAUAUCCAGCCCUGCUUAGCGAGUCACUCGCCAUCUUUGUCACAAUGCUCGAUCGAAACCUCAUCACCUGGAACUCGAUGCUGGAGAUUUACGCACAGACCGUUCCAGCAGUGAGGAGAGUGGCGGCUGUUUUCAGAGCGAUGCCAGAGCAAGACGUAGCUUCGUGGAACACACUGAUGGCGGCACAAGCUCGAGCUGGGUAUGGCGGAGUCACUGUAGAGCUCUUUCGAGAGAUGACCCUCCAAGGCCUCGAGCCAAACUCGGUCUCCUUGGUGCUGCUGCUCAACGCUUGCAGCCACAAAGGCCUGCUCCACGCUGGCAGCUCCCACUUUCUCAGGAUGAGGGACGACUUCGGCAUUGCUCCUUCGUCGGAGCACUACUGUUCGUUGAUCGAUGUUCUCGGGCGGGCUGGAGAGCUCCAAAAGGCAGAAGAACUUAUGAAUGCAAUGCCAUACCUGCCUAGCUUUUCUGCAUGGGGAGCCUUACUCAGUGGGUGUAAGAUCCACAAUGAUGUUCGACGCGCUACGGCUACUGCGAAGCAUAUAAUCUGUAAGGUUGAUUCCACUUUUACUGUUCCUUAUGUGCUGCUCUCUAACAUUACCAAGUUAGCAGCAAGCAGUCUGUAAAAA
Molecule: messenger RNA, 2383 nt
Organism: Selaginella moellendorffii
Lineage: Eukaryota; Viridiplantae; Streptophyta; Lycopodiopsida; Selaginellales; Selaginellaceae
Product: pentatricopeptide repeat-containing protein At4g02750-like
Exons: 1
Coding region: 68-2380 (770 amino acids)
Biological process (GO): RNA modification
Molecular function (GO): RNA binding; protein binding
Source: RefSeq, a predicted model, not a curated record